AUGUUUUAAUGAGCACCAAUCUUUCCUUGGGAUACAUUGCUCCUAAAUCCUCAAUUCUCCAAAUCAAUUACUCCUAAAGAUCUAAAUGAUUGUAGCCAUUGUUUCUACAGGAAAAAGGGAUUUGCAUCUUGAUUGGCCUACCCGGUUCAAUAUAUGCCUGGGAACUGCGAGAGGUCUAGCAUAUCUUCACGAGGAUUCAAGGCCAAAGAUUGUACAUCGAGAUAUCAAAGCAAGUAAUAUUUUACUUGAUGCAAAACUCUGCCCCAAGAUAUCAGAUUUCGGUUUGGCAAAGUUGUAUGAUGACACGAAAACUCACAUCAGCACAAGAGUUGCAGGGACCAUUGGUUAUCUGGCACCGGAGUAUGCAAUGCGUGGACACCUGACAGAAAAGGCUGAUGUGUUCAGUUUUGGUGUUGUUGCUUUGGAGAUUAUCAGUGGAAGAGCAAACUCUGAUACUAACUUGGAUAGUGAAAAGAUUUAUCUUCUUGAAUGGGCCUGGAGUCUUCAUGAAAGUAACCAAAGUUUGGGGUUGAUAGAUCCCCAGUUAACAGAGCUUAAUGAAAUCGAAGCUCUUCGAGUAAUAGCAGUGGCUUUGUUGUGCACUCAAGCAUCACCAGCAUUACGGCCACCAAUGUCACGCGUUCUUUGCAUGCUCACUGGAGACAUAGAAGUGGGAACUGUUACUUCAAAGCCAAGUUAUUUGACUGAUUGGGAUUUUAAGGAUACGACAAACUGCUUUUUUAACGAAGAUAUUGAUACAUCCACAUCUGCAAGAAGUUACAGCAAAAAGAAUAGCCAAUCUGAGAAUGCAACUGAUCUUAGUUCUGGAGUUGACCCACUGCUNUUAUACUCCUUUAUAGGGAAUUGUUACUUCUGUUAA
Pistacia vera is the source of this 880-nucleotide messenger RNA. Its product is annotated as probable LRR receptor-like serine/threonine-protein kinase At1g56140. Gene Ontology annotation, biological process: protein phosphorylation. The coding region runs from base 86 to 880 and encodes 264 amino acids. The record is from RefSeq and is a predicted model, not a curated record. The transcript has 3 exons. Gene Ontology annotation, molecular function: ATP binding; protein kinase activity. NCBI's taxonomy places the organism in Eukaryota, Viridiplantae, Streptophyta, Magnoliopsida, Sapindales, Anacardiaceae.